This is a messenger RNA of Knipowitschia caucasica, 1809 nucleotides long. NCBI's taxonomy places the organism in Eukaryota, Metazoa, Chordata, Actinopteri, Gobiiformes, Gobiidae. The record is from the annotation of a GenBank genome assembly.
AUGUCCCAUGACAAGUUCGGCCUCUGGCAGCUUGGUGUCACCCACGUGUUGAAUGCAUCACAUGGUAAACUGUGCUGCAAAGGGACUGACGACUUCUACGGGACCACGGUGAAGUACUAUGGGGUCCCGGCUAAUGACCUGCCCACCUUUGAUUUGACACCUUUCUUCUACCCUGCUGCAGAGUUCAUACAUCAGGCUUUGGCAACAGAAGGAAAGCUGUUGGUGCACUGUGCUGUGGGGGUCAGUCGCUCCGCUGCUCUGGUCCUGGCUUACCUCAUGAUCCACCAUCAGAUGAGUCUGCUCUCCGCCAUUCAACACGUGCAAAAGAAACGCUGGAUCUUCCCCAACAGGGGAUUCUUGCGGCAGCUCAUAUCAUUAGAUCAGACACUGCAGAAGGGAAAAUUGAGCAUCAGCAACCAGGCCAAUCAAUGCAUCCUCACAUUAGAUAACCACACAUCAACCAAGCCCACAGAGAACACAAGGGGGCUAUAUUUGGAUCCAGGCACCUGCUCGUGUCUGUCACUGUCCAGUCCGACACAGGUCUGGCAGAAAGGGGCAGAGCAGACGCAGGCAGGCAGAGAAUCACAACAAACACACAUUAUGUCUAGCCACAAACAAUCACAGGAGCUGGGGCGCAUCAAACAGCUGGAAACCAUUUUGGAUUCAUGCACAUUGGAGCUCACUGCAGUGGAUGAGGUCUGGCCUGGAUUGUAUAUAGGAAAUGUAGCUGUGGCACAGAACAAAAAUGCAUUAUGUAAGCUCGGUAUCACCCAUGUCCUAAACGCAGCGCACUCAAAACAGGGGAGCAUCGGUGACCAGAGGUUUUAUGGCGACACCUGCGUUUACUUUGGCAUCCCAGCAGAGGAUUCAGAAAACUUUGACCUCAGCCAGUACUUCAAGCCAGCAGCUGAAUUCAUCCAUGCUGCUUUGAAGGCCAAAGAUGGGAAAGUGCUGGUCCAUUGUAUCAUGGGGAUGAGUCGCUCCGCCUCUUUGGUUGUGGCCUAUUUGAUGUUGCACCAGCAAUUGAGGCCAGGUGCUGGAGCCCAGCUGACUCAAACUAUCAGGUUACCCACAGAGUCACACGGCCCAGUGGUUCACUCCGAGCACAGACCACAUGGACACAAACACACAUGUCCUGAAGGACAGGCCGAUCAACUUUACAAAAGUGGCAUCAUGACAUGUGUGAAUAAGAGCAGAUACAGAAACCCUUACGCAGCAGUGCGAGUGGACCCAAACAGUGAUUACAUCACUCCUGGGACAUUAGACUUGGAGCAACUGUUCUGGUCCGGCUCUGCGCCGGAUUACACACAUGUGGACGAGGUCUGGCCCAAUAUCUACAUCGGAGAUGAAAAGACUGCUCUGGAGGUGGAGGCUCUGAGGGAGAUGGGCAUCACACAUGUGCUAAAUGCAGCAGAGGGAAAGUUCAAUAAUGUUCUAACAGGAGCCAGUUAUUACAGUGACUCAGACAUUCAGUAUCUGGGUGUGGAGGCCGACGACAAACCCACAUUUAACAUGUCCCAGUACUUCUGCUCCUCAACACUGUUCAUCCAUGAAGCACUCAGGAGCCCCCACCACAAAGUCCUGGUACACUGUGUGAUGGGUCGCAGCCGCUCGGCCACCUUGGUUCUGGCGUACCUCAUGAGCAAACACAAUUUAACUGUUGUAGACGCCAUUGAGCAUGUGCGACAACGGCGGUGCAUUCUGCCGAACCACGGGUUCUUAAAGCAGCUUCGAGCUCUGGACAUCACACUGCAAGAGGAGAGACUGCAACUGAACAGCUGCAAGGUCAAUGAAGACCAGCAAACAUGA